This is a messenger RNA of Jaculus jaculus (lesser Egyptian jerboa), 5416 nucleotides long. It is a transcript of the gene Gprin2, whose product is annotated as G protein regulated inducer of neurite outgrowth 2. Gene Ontology annotation, cellular component: plasma membrane. The coding region runs from base 207 to 1559 and encodes 450 amino acids. Gene Ontology annotation, biological process: neuron projection development. The record is from RefSeq and is a predicted model, not a curated record. NCBI's taxonomy places the organism in Eukaryota, Metazoa, Chordata, Mammalia, Rodentia, Dipodidae. The transcript has 2 exons.
CUGCACCCCUUCCCCGGGCUCCCCGGGUACCAGUUCCCCCUCCCUCCCCCCCGCUGAGGGUCCCUGCCUCCCGGGGAGCUGGCUCGGAAGGAAAACAUCCAGGACCCAGCCCCUGGCUCCGGCUCCAUCUUGGGCACCUGUAGCGGCCGCAGGAGCAGCAGCGCUUCCGCCGGCCUGCGCGGGCCCGGGGCGGCGAGAGGGCAGCCAUGAGCUCCAGCCACCCUGAGCCAGGGGCCAGGGAACCCCAGAGUCCCCGCCCACAGCCCUUGUCCCAGAGCUCAUCCAGUCUGCUGUGUGAGGGCCGGGAGCAGAGGCCAGAGCUCCGCAAAAGUGCCAGCAGUACCGUGUGGCAGGGCCAGCCGAGUGAAGGUGGCGCUAGGCCCCGGUGCCAGGAAGAAGAAGAGUGCCAUACUGAGCAGACUUCCAGUCCCCGGCCACAGGCCAGUGUGGCAGGUCACUGGCGGAGCAGCACCGUGGGUAAUGUGUCCACCAUGGGCAGUGGUGACCUGUGUCGUCUGCGAGCUCCCUGUGUGGCUGCUGUGCAGAGGAGCCACUCAGACCUGGUUCGUAGUGCCCAGACCCAGGGUCACGGUGGUGCUAGGAAGGCCAGCCUCAGCUGUUCAGCCCUUGGCAGCUCCUCUGUCCACAGGGCUCACCUGCAGCCUGGCAAUGCCACCGGCCAGGGUGGCCAGGCCCCCGCAGGCCUGGAAAAUGAGCCAGCCCCGGAGGAUGGGACUUCUAACUCAGCCUGGAUGUUGGGGGAGAGUCAGGUUUGGGUGCCACCCCUAAACCUGGAGGGCACAACUACCUGUGGCAGCAGUCCCCAGGGUGGGCCCAAAGACACCGGACACCCGUCUGUCACCUCCUGCCAGGCUGUGCCCCCAGCAGCUCUGCUGUGCAGCAGGAGGGAGGCUGUGGCUGGUGGCUGCUGCCAUGCCCUGCCUGCUCCAGGGAUCCUGGCUUUUCCCAAACUGGUGGCAUCCGUGAGUGAGUCUGGGCUUCAGGCUCAGUAUGGGGUGAGAGUCCUCUGUAAGUGGCCCGGGGGUCAUCCCAGGCACUCCCACUGCUGUGCUCACCCUUGGGUGACCAUGGGAUUAGCCACAGAGCCUGGCUCCAGGACCAAAGAUGUGUGGACCAUGACUUCAGCCACUGACUUGGCCCCAGGGUUGGCAUCAGCCCAGGAUGCUGGGGUGCAGGCUGCCCCGGUGGCAGCCUGCAAGGCUGUGGCCACCAGCCCAUCCCUGACAGCUCCUCCAAUGCUGCACAUGUUCCCAGAGGUAACUCUGGGGUCCAGCCUGGGAGAGGCUUCCCCUGUGCGGGAUGUCCGAUGGGACUCUGAGGGCAUGACGUGGGAGGUGUAUGGAGCUUCGGUGGACCCCGAGGUGCUCGGCGUGGCCAUCCAGAAGCACCUGGAGAUGCAGUUCGAGCAGCUGCAGCGGGCUCCGGUCAGCGAGGACAGCCUGUCGGUGGGAGAGAGCCGCAGGGGCCCGCUGCGGGCGGUCAUGCAGUCCCUGCGGCGCCCCAGCUGCUGUGGCUGCUCUGGAGCGGCCCCAGAGUGAGGAGCUCUGACCUCAAACUGGUCUGGCCCAUACACAGCCCUGAGCCAGGACCGAGGACAGCAGGGGCCUGUGUCCCCUAAACCUACCCUCGCGCUUGACCGGCACCUGCCUGCAGGACCACAGGACACAGCCCAGGGCUUCCGCCCCCAUGCAGCCGGGCUGUCUUUUAUAAGGGCUUGUUUUCCCAAGAGCCACGGGCUCAUGAACUUUGGGACGGGGUUUCUGCACUGGGUGUAAGAAAGAUCCUGAUUUUUCUGUACAAGUAUUUAACCUCUGUUCAGUCUGCCCUCAGAACUUUGCCAUCAUUCCCCCAAGACUCUGGGGACUUUAUUUUAAAACAUUGCUUGGAAAGAAUGAAUUCUUACAUUACAUGGGAGGGCCCAAGUGACAGGGAUUGCCCGAGUCCCUAGGGAAGGGAACUGAUUUCAUCAAAGGUCCCCUGUGUACCAGAUAACUGCUUGCCAUCACCUCUUCACCUCAUUUUCCUGAAGGUGUGGCAGACACUUAGCAAAACUCGAGCCGAUGAGCCCCCCCAGGGUGGACAGCUUGAAGUGGUGGCAAAAGGCUGGGCUGGAUUGUUCUGUGGCACAUGCGGGUUUAGGAGACAGGGAAGGCUUACUGAGGGCAUGCUCUGCGGAUCCUGAAGAGCAAGACUGAGGCUGCCCUGCUCUAGUGGAGCUGUGAGGGGAGGGCAGAACAUCCUAGAAGGGCCGCAGGCCUGCCCUCCAGGGGAUUCCAGAAGCCUGACCCCCACAGGUCACGCAGGCUGCCCGCCUCGAGGACGUGAAGAGGAGCCGAGAGCCACCUAGUCCCACAGAGGCUGCAGGACCUGAAAUUGCUGUGUUCUCACCUCAGUCCUCAGUUCUUCCCUCAGUUCUUCGGAGGAGUGCGAGGAGCCUGGCUGGGGACCCUGGGCUUGGGGCUCCGCCUCCUGGGAAACAGCUGCUGUUGAGAGGCUGUGGAGAUGGAGGAGUCCUGUGUUGGACUGGCCUGUUCACCCACUGCAGACAUAAGCUAGGUAGUGGGGGCCAUGAGAUUUGGAGGGGGACGCAAAGACUUAGCACUGACUGACUUCAUUACCCAAGGUCUUCUUAUGGUCCAGGAGGGUGGGCAUGGCCUGUGUCGUCUUUAUCCUACACUUGGUGUUGCACUCCAUGGAUAGAGCCCCCGGCCACCGUUUAAAGGGAGCUCAGGGCUGGAGAGAUGGCUUAGCCUUUAAGGUGCUUCUCUGCGAAGGCUAAGGACCCAUGUUCGACUCUCCAGGUCCCAUGAAAGCCGGAGGCACCAAGUGAUGCAAGUGUACAAGGUUGAAUUGCAAUGGCUGAAGACCCCUGUACACUAAUUCUCUUUCUCACACUCUUUCUCAUUAAAAAAGCGGCGGUGGGGUGGGGGAGCUCAGCAGAGUAGGGGCCCCGGACCUUGCCCUGUUGCUGGGACUGUCACAGUUUUCGACUCCAGAACUUGAGAGCUGGCUUACCUUCCUCAUCCUCAAGGUUUGAGUGCUCGGUGGGGUGAGAACAGCUCUGCAGCCCUGGUUUCUGGUCUGGGGCAGGAGUGCCAUUCCAGUGGACCAGAGGAAUAAGAGGAGGCUUCAGGACAGACGCCUCAUGAUGGUGUAAUGUUAUCUGAGGCUGAAGUUCUUCCGGUUUGGAAAGGAGGAGGGGAGGCCACUCUGAGAUAAGGGGAAAGUAGAUAGGCCUGCUCAGGAGGGGCAGAGGCAGGACCACAUGCCACCGGGCUUGGCUGGCAGCAGUGAAACCCACUUCGCGAGGACUUUCUCUGCCAUAUGCAGAUCUAAGGAGUUUGCUCAGCAGAUGUGGACCAACCUGCCAUUCCUAUGCUCCAUCUAGUACCCAGAUGUCGAGAUAAGGCUGGGCCCAGCAAGGGACAAGCCAGGCCAGCUAGCCACCCGCCCACCUCAUCCUGACUGAGAUCAACUUACACAGAGUGGCAAUGGGACCCAGCCCAGCCUGCUUCCUGGUUGGGGCUCCCAGAGUACCCACCCGCUGAGCUGCACAGCCUGUUCUCGGGUGUGCCUGGAGUCCAGGUGCCUUCGUUUCUGAAUUGAAUCUGCAGAUCCAAAGCUGGCGGCUUGCUGGGCCCCUUCCUGGCCUAGUCCCUGUGCAAGACUGGAUCGGGACCGCCAGACAUGGUCACUAGCUUCCGGACCUCCUCCCCUUGUACUCUGGAUGUUUGGCUGUACAUUCCGGAUCCCUCUCAGGCCCUACUCCUGCGGGUGUUGGAUUGUGUUGUGUCUUCGUUUUAUUUUGAAUUCAAAAUAAAUACAAGUCAGGGGAUGAGAGCUUUACCAGGCCUCAACAGGGAGGGAGCAUUGGACCCAGCUAGCUCCUUGUUUUGUUUCGGGGAAUUUAAAGGGGCAUAAACCCCAGAGUCCUAGAGUUCCAUUGUGUGAAGGAAUCUCUCUGCUGUCUCCUCCAGGGGUCUCUUUCCUUCUGUCUACGAGCUUCCCUUUCGGGACAGCUUGGGCCUUUGACAGCUAAAAUCUGGAUUCUUGGGGCUUUGUCAUCCCUGGGCCUGUUUGUCCUGUGGCCAGGGCACAAGGUGAGGCUACCACUGAUCUCAUAGGAGCCACCGAUCAAAUAGAAGAGGAGCUGUGCCUGCCGGGACAUGGGUUCAGCUGCCUGGAGGUCACAGUGCCAAGGACGGGCAACAGAGAGAACAGAGAAGAGUCCCCUUCCACUGCGAUGUCACCUCCGUGCCAGCUGCUUUGGGUCUCUGUCCUCUGGACAUGCUAGAAUGUUAUUUGACAGAGCCUGAAGUAGGCCCUUGUCAUGCAAGUCCUAAGGCUGCAGGUUUGGGGUGGGCUGCCAUAGCCUGGGGACGCAGAGCUCAGGGUUGAGCCUUGGAUUUAUGUGGGUGACCAUAAGAUCUCGGACAAGUCACCGAUCCUGAAGACAUUAAGCUUUCUCAGCUCUAAGGUGGGAUGAUAAUGAAUGGUGCAUCUUCCUUCAGCACGGGAGGAUUUGGUGGCGUCACCCGUGUAAAGCUCCUGUCCUCCCCCCAGCCCCCGUUAGCGCCUCUCACAUUGAUGGUGGCGCACAGGGUUUCAGGGUGACAGGAGGGGCAUCCCUCUGCAGACAUCCCAUUCCUUUACAAUCUCCUCAUUAGAACCUCUUUCCAGGUCCUGUGCCCUCAGUUUUGUGCCCUGCUUUGUUUGGGCAUCUGACUCUGAAAAAUAAGACUCUGACAAGCUGCCUGGUGGAGGUCGUUCCCUCCCCACUAAUCUAUGUGGGUGAGGGUUAUGAGGUGCGAGCAGAAUGAGGUAGGGAAGGACAGAGGGACAAGCAAGGGUGUAACCCCAUAGCCCACAGGGAAGCCCUGGCCCUCCUUCCCCUGAUAGGGGCAGUAGACCCUGGGCACUUCUGGCUCUAGGGCUUGCAGGCUGAAGCCACGUGAGCCCUGGAGUCGCUCUUUGCAUAGGGCAAUAGGCCUAUCCCAAAGUGAAUGAGUGAAGUGGGUCCAUGGGCAGGUGUAUUCGUGCCUCCAACAGCCCAUCACCCACUCCUCGGGGGAGCCUGUGGCCCAUAGAAUGCCCAGGCACUUCCUCUGUCUGCUGUUUGGAAGCAGUGCGGUCUUCUCCAUGUUCUUGCCAAGUGACCUUGGUUUAGUUGAAGGCAAAGCUUGGCAUUUGUCCAUUUGAAUUCCUUCCCAUUUGUCACUUUGGCUGACCCAGUUUUGUCAUCUGAAGCUAUGAGUAGUCCCUUAUCAGUUGUCAUUCAUCUAGUCAGGCAGGGUGGGGCAGGGCCACUGUGGAGCCUGGAGUAUGUCACUGGGUCAUCAGGUAGGUCAGCAUGGUCCCCGGGCUUCUCCAGAUUCACAGGGACCUCAUGAAUGGA